AUGUUGCACACUCUCCGUGGCUCCUUAGCAGUCCUUCUUCUGCCUCUGCUGGCCGCCAAUGCAGCAAAGUUUCGCCCAGAAGAAGGCCAUAUUCUGUCCAAUGGAACGUACCGGUUACCUGUUCCCUUCGACAUAGCUUCGACCCAAACAAACAAAGAAGGGGCUGAAGGCGCCUCCUUUUGGUCAUCAUCCUUCAUUCUCGGCUCCAACAACCAUAGCUACAUGAUUCUUUCGCACGUUCUCGCCAAUCUUUCUCUAUACAGAGCAUCCAUUCUUGACAUCACGGACCCAUCGCUGUACACUCAGUUUGAGACUCUCUCGAACUCUACGACUUCUGUCUACUCUGAAACUGGUGUAUUCAAUGCGUCGUUCCCAGACUACGGCUUUGGCUCUACCAGCCCCUCCGACGGGCUAUCUGAGAUUCGAACCUGGAGCGCGGUUCCUGGAGCCGAGUUCGACCUGACUUUCGAGACGACUUCCCCAGUACUCCUUAACGGUGGUCUCGGUGUGUUCAAGGCUGGUAAUAAGACGGUUUAUGAGUGGAGCAUGCCUGCGGGGAAGACCAGAGGUUGGUUGAAUGCCAAUGGGACUAGGGUGUUGGUGGAUGCUGCCCAGUCCUUGACGUGGUACGACCGGCAAUGGGGUGGAGCGCCACCCGACUGGUCAUGGUUUGAACUUCAUCUCGAGAAUGUCAAUGGCACUGACGUCCCCCUCUCUAUCUGGGUCUGGGACGAGGAAGGAGGACAGAGAGGCCUUGCGACUGUCCGAGAUGGAGAUGUACAGAACGUCGUCCCUGUUGCGUCUCUGGAGACGUCUGGACGCACCUUCACUUCCAAAGCAUCAGGUGCUACUUACCCGCUUGACUGGUCCCUCCGCCUGGCCGAUGGGACUGAACUCUCCAUCUCGAGUGUGAGAGACGAUCAAGAGUUGUACGCACCAGGCGGAAAGCUGCCGACGUAUGAAGGAUACGUUACUGUGACUGGUGUUUACAAGGGACAUCAGCAUGUUGAAGGAUACGGUCUCAUCGAGGUCACCCCACCCAACGCAAUCGGGGCGUAA
This is a messenger RNA of Colletotrichum orchidophilum, 1059 nucleotides long. RefSeq lists its product as uncharacterized. The coding region runs from base 1 to 1059 and encodes 352 amino acids. Lineage: Eukaryota; Fungi; Ascomycota; Sordariomycetes; Glomerellales; Glomerellaceae. The record is from RefSeq and is a predicted model, not a curated record. The transcript is spliced from 2 exons.